AUGGGUAAUAACUCCAUUGUUGUUGCUGCCUCUGCAAAUUUGUGUGUUUUUGACUUUAUUCCAAGUACUAGCUCCAAUACCUGGAUAAUUGACACUGGUGCUUCUAAUCAUAUGACUUAUGAUGCUAAUUUUUUUGAUGAGUUGUUUAGUAACACCCGUGACCCAUACAUAACUAGUGCUAAUGGCUUGCCUUCUCCGAUUACAGGCGAGGGCACAAUCUCUCUCACUCCUCUAUGUCCUUGUCUCGUGCGUUACUAG
Prunus armeniaca (apricot) is the source of this 258-nucleotide messenger RNA. The record is from the annotation of a GenBank genome assembly. Lineage: Eukaryota; Viridiplantae; Streptophyta; Magnoliopsida; Rosales; Rosaceae.